Molecule: messenger RNA, 1993 nt
Organism: Arabidopsis thaliana (thale cress)
Lineage: Eukaryota; Viridiplantae; Streptophyta; Magnoliopsida; Brassicales; Brassicaceae
Gene: WRKY57
Product: WRKY DNA-binding protein 57
Exons: 4
Coding region: 475-1338 (287 amino acids)
Biological process (GO): regulation of DNA-templated transcription
Cellular component (GO): nucleus
Molecular function (GO): DNA-binding transcription factor activity; sequence-specific DNA binding
Source: RefSeq, marked reviewed
CUCAUCAUCUAUGUUAAUUGAAGAGUAAAUGCAAAUCCGAGUCUAAAAAUAGGCGUCGAUCUAUAGGACUCAAAAAGUAGACGUGGGCCUCUCACUUUCUCCGCUACUAGCAGCCUCCCGUUCCGUUUCACUUGACCCUUUUGACGUUGACGUUCCAUUUUUUCAACUUUCUCUUCUUUUUUUUCCCUCUCUCUCUUGAAUUAUUAUUAAUAUAUUUUGUGUUUACGCAAUUUCCAAAAAUUAAAUAAAUUAAAAGAAUCUCUCGUAUAGACAAAGAGAGAGAGAGUCUGAGAUCGGUCCUUGACGAGACACUGCACUUUAACGGGUUUCAAAGUUUUUUUUUCACUCUCUUUUCUUUCUUUCUUUCUUUCUUUCUCUUCCAAUCAAGAACAAACCCUAGCUCCUCUCUUUUUCUCUCUCUACCUCUCUUUCUCUAUCUUCUCUUAUCACUACUUCUCUCGCCGAUCAAUCAUCAUGAACGAUCCUGAUAAUCCCGAUCUGAGCAACGACGACUCUGCUUGGAGAGAACUCACACUCACAGCUCAAGAUUCUGACUUCUUCGACCGAGACACUUCCAAUAUCCUCUCUGACUUCGGUUGGAACCUCCACCACUCCUCCGAUCAUCCUCACAGUCUCAGAUUCGACUCCGAUUUAACACAAACCACCGGAGUCAAACCUACCACCGUCACUUCUUCUUGUUCCUCAUCCGCCGCCGUUUCCGUUGCCGUUACCUCUACUAAUAAUAAUCCCUCAGCUACCUCAAGUUCAAGUGAAGAUCCGGCCGAGAACUCAACCGCCUCCGCCGAGAAAACACCACCACCGGAGACACCAGUGAAGGAGAAGAAGAAGGCUCAAAAGCGAAUUCGGCAACCAAGAUUCGCAUUCAUGACCAAGAGUGAUGUGGAUAAUCUUGAAGAUGGAUAUCGAUGGCGUAAAUAUGGACAAAAAGCCGUCAAGAAUAGCCCAUUCCCAAGGAGCUACUAUAGAUGCACAAACAGCAGAUGCACGGUGAAGAAGAGAGUAGAACGUUCAUCAGAUGAUCCAUCGAUAGUGAUCACAACAUACGAAGGACAACAUUGCCAUCAAACCAUUGGAUUCCCUCGUGGUGGAAUCCUCACUGCACACGACCCACAUAGCUUCACUUCUCAUCAUCAUCUCCCUCCUCCAUUACCAAAUCCUUAUUAUUACCAAGAACUCCUUCAUCAACUUCACAGAGACAAUAAUGCUCCUUCACCGCGGUUACCCCGACCUACUACUGAAGAUACACCUGCCGUGUCUACUCCAUCAGAGGAAGGCUUACUUGGUGAUAUUGUACCUCAAACUAUGCGCAACCCUUGAGGUAAGCUUGGUACGUAGCAAUAGCUAAGGAGGUGCUAACUCAUUAUAUAUAGAAGAUAUUGCAGACCAGAAUAUGCGCAGGGAGGGUAUAACAAUAUGGCGUUGUAACAAUGGAUCUAUAUAUUACCUCAUUGUUGAUCAAUAGCACACCACCGGUACGUUUGCAAUUUCUUCAUGUAUAUUUCUUGUUAUAUAUGUAGUUAUAUAUCCAGGUAUAAUUUUGAUGUAACACAACAUUAAUCUUAAUCGUGGAUCCAUCCCACAUUUGAUGCAUGUAUGUGCACUUAAGAAAAAGAACAUGGAGGAAAUAACGUUAUUUUUUAUUAUUCUUUUCAUCAAUUUUACAAUUAUUUUAUACUUUUAUCUUUAUAACUUUAGGGCGAUAUAUAUCUAUAUGAACUUUACAGAUUGCAAGAAUAUCCCCAAUUCAUAUUGGAGAACAGAAUUCGCGAUGCGUAAUUUAUAAAAAGAGAUUAUCAAUUGCUUUGGUGAAAAUAUCUUAUAACGUGGUCAAGGCAUGGAUAAUCCGAACAGCAUCGACUUAUAUGACAUGCCAUUGUGAAUGUGGUGAUAAUCUAUUCAUGUAACUAACAUGUUUUGUACGUUGGUAAAAAAGACGAAAUUUGUGGUAAUCAUCAAUCAUGUUUGACUUUUA